AUUUGAGGCUUAUCUUAACACAUUGUAGAGACUGAAAUGAAGACGCCAGUCCUCCGAGCUAUACAUUUGGUAUUUUUUUUAUUCUACCCUAUUCAGUCCAACUCAGAGGCAAAUUGUAAACUCUGGAAGGAAUUAGACUUGACUGUUGUGCACAAGGAGGGUGAUGUAAUUCUCGCAGGCAUGUUUCCUAUUCAUUCCAAAGGCAUUGACCAGGAGUUAAAUUUUAGGAAUCAGCCAGACCAGAGGAAAUGUUGGGGGUUUAACAUGCGCGUUUUCCGCUGGUCUCAGGCAAUGAUUUUCUUCAUUGAAGAGAUCAACCGGAACCCCACUCUUCUCCCAAACAUCACACUGGGCUAUAGAUUGUAUGACACAUGUGGGCUGAUAGCGCUGUCUCUUAGGACUGCAUUGUCUGUAGUUUCUCAACCCAUGAAGAGGAGUAGCUCAGAGAUGUGCUCUUCCCCGAGCAUCCCCAUCAUUAUUGGGGACUCUGGAUCCACUCUGUCAAUGGCCAUUUCCAGACUCCUCAACCUUUUCCAUAUCCCGCUGGUGAGUUAUUUUGCUUCAUGUGCUUGCCUGAGUAAUAAGCAUCAGUUCCCUUAUUUUUUUCGCACAAUUCCCAGUGAUGUAAAUCAGGCAAAUGCUCUUGCUCGUUUGGUGAAGCACUUUGGAUGGACCUGGGUGGGCACAGUCGGGGCCGAUGAUGCUUAUGGCCGCACCGGCAUAGAUCUUUUCACCGCUGCAGUGACACAGUUGGGUGUAUGUGUGUCUUAUAGAAUAAUCAUACCCAAACUGCCAACUCAACAACAGUUGCAAGACAUAGUCAGGACAAUUCGUGAUUCUUCAGCUCAUGUGUUGGUGGCUUUUGCUAUUGAAGAGGAUAUCAAGCCAGUAGUUGAUGAAAUAGUCUUGCAGAAUGUGACCGGGAAGCAGUGGGUUGCCAGUGAAGCGUGGGUGACAUCCACUCUUAUCUCCACUAAAGAAAACUUUCCCUCACUUAGUGGCACCAUUGGGUUUGCUAUUCGCCGAGCUGAGAUACCUGGCCUCAAACAUUUCCUUGACAGCAUACAGCCCCUAGCUGACCCAUACAAUGUCUUUGCAAGAGAGUUCUGGGAAACCCAGUUUCAGUGCACAUUAAACACAAGUCUUCCCACUUCAUCCACAAUGGAUCCAGUAAAUUAUAGCCACAGCUGUACUGGCAUGGAGAGAAUGCAGGACACUCAGAGCAUCUUUAAUGAUGUGUCUCAGCUCAGAGUGACAUAUAACAUGUACAAAGCUGUCUACACUGUGGCACAUGCACUACAUAAUCUGCUUCUGUGUCAAAGAGAGCAUAGAUCUGCCUUGACACAGCAGUGUCCUGAUAUCCACAAUCUGCAGCCCUGGCAGGUAAUUGAGGUCCUGAGAAAAGUGAAUUACACAAACAUGUUUGGAGAUCUCAUCUACUUUGAUGAAAAUGGAGACCCUGUUGGAUCAUAUGACAUAGUGAACUGGCAAAAAGGGGGAGAUGAUGUGCCAGUACAGUAUAUUACAGUGGGUCGCUUUGACUCCUCUUUACCCAAAGGACAACAAUUAGUGCUGAACCAGAACAAAAUCGUCUGGCAUGGGGGAACAAACAAGGUGCCAGUGUCUGUAUGCUCUGCUAGCUGUCCACCAGGGUACAGAAAGGUUAGACUUGAGGGUCAGCCUGUGUGCUGCUAUGACUGUAUGCUUUGUGCAGAGGGGAGUAUCAGCAACACAACUGAUCAAGCUGAAUGUUUGCUUUGCCCUGAAGACUUCUGGUCCAACAAGCAUCGCAACUAUUGUGUUCCAAAGGAGAUUGAGUUCCUUUCAUACUUGGAGGCUUUCGGUAUGGUCCUGGCAGCUAUUGCCAUAUUGGGUGCAGUUGCUGCAAUAAGUGUUGGUGUGGUCUUCUUCCGUCAUCGUGACACACCCCUUGUUCGUGCUAAUAACUCAGAAUUGAGCUUUUUGUUGUUGAUUUCUCUCACUCUCUGUUUCAUAUGUGCACUAACCUUUCUUGGUCAGCCAUCACACUGGGCAUGCCCUCUUAGACGUAUUUCUUUUGGCUUAACUUUUGCCCUCUGCCUAUCUUGUCUCCUCAGUAAGACCCUAGUGGUUCUUAUUGCUUUUAAAUCCACACUGCCAGGUAACAACACAGCUCGUUGGUUUCGCCCCCCUCAACAAAGAUUGGGUGUGUUUAUUUGCUCACUCCUACAGGGUGGUGUCUGCAUAGCUUGGCUGACCACAGCAUCCCCGUAUCCAGUGAAGAACACAUGGCUAUAUCGCGACCGGAUUAUUUUAGAAUGUCAUCUGGGUUCAGUUGUUUAUUUCUGCUGUGUGUUGGGUUACAUUGGGUGCUUAGCUGCCUUUUGCUUCAUUUUAGCCUUUUUAGCUAGAAAACUGCCUGAUAAUUUUAAUGAAGCCAAAUUCAUCACAUUCAGUAUGCUUAUUUUCUGUGCUGUUUGGAUUACAUUUAUCCCAGCUUAUGUCAGUUCCCCAGGGAAAUUUACCGUUGCUGUGGAGAUAUUUGCAAUUUUAGCGUCUAGUUAUGGUGUUCUUUUGUGUAUUUUUGCACCUAAGUGUUAUAUCAUUAUUUUCAUGCCGGAAAAGAAUUCUAAAAAGUAUCUCAUGACCCAAAAAUAAUGUACUGCUCUAAGUCAUGUCUACUAAUGUUUGUCAACAUGUAUGUGUUUACAUUUGUAGGUGUGUGUAAUAACACUUAUUAUUAUUAUAUAAUAGUAAAAAUAAUAAUGAUAAAUCAUUAUGUAGUAAUAAUAUCGCUUGGCGUGUGACAAAUAUACAUUCAUACAAUGACAGAGAGCACCAGUGUUCCAGUGAAAAACCUUGUUCCAGGCACAACCUUAUUAUCAAACCUAUCAAGAAUUGGCUUGCAAAUUCUAGCAGAACAUAGUAUAAUAUUAUGUGAAAAUAUAAUAUGAUAUAAUCUAAUAUAAUAUAAUAGUAUGAUUUAGCCAUAAUUAUUUGUAUUUAUUUUGUUUUUAUUGCACAUAGUAUUAUGCUACAUAAAUCAUGCACAUAAGUUGUAUGUAUGUAAUGUAAAACUGUAAAUCUCAUUCAUAUUACGAGGUUUGGACCAUCCAAAUUAUCUAAGAUUUCUUUGAAAAAACACAAAAAGUGAUGAUGGAAGUGUGUGGAACAUAGGAGGACUUUGAGUCUACACAAAAUUGUCUAUAAUUUAUAGACAAAACAUCUAUAAUUAAUUUAAUAAGAUAGCAAAAUAAUAGCUGAAACAUAUUUGAAGUUUUUUAAAGUAUCUUUGUCAUUAGGACUGUGUAAUGCUUUGCAGUGCUAUGUUCAAUUCACACUGUCAAAAUUAAACAAAUGAAAAAUGCA
Molecule: messenger RNA, 3348 nt
Organism: Danio rerio (zebrafish)
Lineage: Eukaryota; Metazoa; Chordata; Actinopteri; Cypriniformes; Danionidae
Gene: olfcw1
Product: olfactory receptor C family, w1
Biological process (GO): G protein-coupled receptor signaling pathway
Cellular component (GO): plasma membrane; membrane; cell periphery
Molecular function (GO): G protein-coupled receptor activity
Source: RefSeq, marked validated